UUUUCCCCGUUUCGUCUUAUAUUUUUUGUUCCUGCUCCGAUGCAGAAGCCAGGUUUUCUGUGGUCAGCCGGGAUCAAUAGCCUUCAGUAUAGCUGAAGACAGCGACAGCUGCUGAAAAGGAAGGAGGAAGAGGCAAGCGUGAAGGAGCAGCAUUUUUGCCUUGCUUUCUAUAUGCAAAGGCUGGAGCAGUCUGUGCCAUCCUGAGCACUUGUGCUCUUAAUAGCAAGGUAUUACUGAUUUUCUCCUUCAGCGAGCCUUUCUUUUUAGUUCUUGUUUUUCUGUUGUUAUUGUUGUACCAGCUGAGUCAUCAUGUCUGCUCUGACGCCUCAAAGCGACAUGCCAACCCCCACCACAGACAAGAUCACUCAGGCUGCCAUGGAGACCAUCUAUCUUUGCAAAUUCCGCGUGUCCAUGGAUGGAGAAUGGCUCUGCUUGCGCGAGCUGGACGACAUCUCGCUGACACCCGACCCAGAGCCUACCCACGAAGACUCUUGGGAGGAUUUGACAGAUGUGGUGGAGCAAUUGCGUGAUGAUACUGAAGAUCCUAACUAUCUCAUGGCGAAUGAACGCAUGAACCUGAUGAACAUGGCGAAACUGAGUAUAAAGGGUUUGAUUGAAUCGGCUCUUAAUCUAGGCAGGACUCUGGACUCCGACUAUGCACCUCUUCAGCAGUUCUUCGUUGUGAUGGAGCAUUGCCUUAAGCAUGGCUUGAAAGCCAAAAAGACUUUUCUAGGGCAAAAUAAGUCAUUCUGGGGACCACUGGAACUGGUAGAAAAACUUGUUCCUGAAGCUGCAGAGAUCACAGCAAGUGUGAAGGAUCUCCCAGGCCUGAAGACACCUGUGGGUAGAGGAAGAGCUUGGCUUCGUUUGGCUCUCAUGCAGAAGAAACUCUCAGAAUACAUGAAAGCCUUGAUUAACAGAAAGGAUCUUCUCAGUGAAUUUUAUGAGCCUAAUGCACUCAUGAUGGAAGAAGAAGGUGCUAUCAUUGCUGGCCUCCUGGUAGGCCUGAAUGUCAUCGAUGCCAACUUUUGCAUGAAGGGCGAAGACCUGGAUUCACAGGUUGGAGUUAUUGAUUUUUCAAUGUAUUUGAAAGAAGGAAACAGCACAAAAGGCAACGAGGGAGAUGGUCAGAUAACUGCUAUUUUGGACCAGAAGAACUAUGUAGAAGAACUCAAUAGACACUUAAGUGCUACAGUUAACAACCUACAGGCAAAGGUGGAUGCCUUAGAGAAAUCCAACACUAAACUGACUGAGGAGCUUGCUGUUGCAAACAAUAGAAUUAUUACACUGCAGGAGGAGAUGGAACGGGUUAAAGAAGAAAGUUCUUACAUCUUGGAGUCCAAUCGUAAGGUCACCAAGGACAGAACUGCAGAUGGACACGCACUUACUGAGGCACGAAAGCAAUUAAAGGAGGAGACUCAAUUGCGUCUGGAUGUGGAGAAAGAGCUGGAGGUGCAGAUCGGGAUGAGACAAGAGAUGGAGUUGGCCAUGAAGAUGCUGGAGAAGGACGUUUGCGAGAAGCAGGAUGCGCUGGUGGCGCUCAGACAGCAACUGGAUGAUCUCAGGGCCCUAAAACACGAACUGUCUUUUAAGCUGCAGAGUUCAGACAUGGGAGCAAAACAGAAGAGUGAAUUAAACAGCCGCUUGGAAGAAAAAACAAAUCAGAUGGCUGCUACCAUCAAACAGCUUGAACAAAGUGAAAAGGAUUUGGUGAAACAGGCAAAAACCUUAAACAGUGCAGCAAACAAACUGAUCCAGAAGCAUCAUUAGACAUGUUUAUGUCUGGUCGCCUCGUAGCUCUGACAUCAGAACUCAUUUAUGAGGGGAGAACUUAAGAAUUACUAAAAGCAACUGUUUAAAUGUUAAUUGUCUCCUAAGGUUGAUUGGGAAUUAGCUGAAUUUUUAAAAUCAGUGAGGUUUUCCUUCAGAGAUUUAAGUUGGUUAUAAAAAUCCCUAACUUUGCCCUGUAAACUGUUACACUAGCAGUGAGCUGGCCAGCAAACACGUCAGGAAAAGCCUAAGGAAUGGGAGCCAUGUGGCUGUGUCCAUCCUGGUUUGAUGCUCCCUGCGUACAGCAGCACCAGUCUUCACCCUGUGCGGAUACUCGCUGCGUUGCCCCAGCCCGUAUCUGAUGGCCAGCUCGGGAAAGUCCCCCCGUUUUCUGUGUUGCCCAUUUUGUGAAGUAGCCGAGAAAAUGCAUCCCUGGAAGUGGUUGGAAGUAGUCGUGUGCGUAGCCCGAACCGUCACCUGUGGGCGUCCGUUCCGCGGGUCUGCCCCAAGCCCCAGAGGAGCGGGAGCCUCUCGGUAGCUCCUGGUGGGAAGAGCAGCCCUCUUGUAACCAAGACUGCUUGCAACAGUUCUGCCUUAGUGACUUGGUGGGAGGCUGGGAGCUUAGCCGUAUUCCUUUGAACUUCAUGUGUCCAAAUGAGUAGUUAGGUGUCUUAGAGUAAUAGGAUAGAGUGGUAAGUUCAGUGAAAACCUCCUUAUCUUUGCAUUGCCUUCUACCUCUGCCAUGAAUCCCUCUAGAAAUACGUUGCAGUUCUUCCUGAGAGAAGGGAGCUGAGGAGAGGUGUUUUGAUAGGUCUUGCCUCUUCCUAGAAAGGGAAAUUAAUGCGUUUUACAAAAAUCUUCUGAUCUUUAUACUCUAGUGUUAAAAAAAAAAAAAAAAAAAAUUAAAAAAAAAGCAAGAAAAUGUGCAGUGAUGGGGAGCAGGACCAGUCAUUUGAUACUUGGCCAUUCCUUGUCUGAGUAGUUAGUGGUUGAACAGGAGAGUUGCCUUUUGCUAUGACACUAGUUACAUUGGCUUCUGAGUUUCUGUAGCUUGGUACAUAUGGAAUUUGCUAAUGGAAGAACAGCUGAAGCUUGGGAACAGCCCUGAAAAGGGCAAACUGUUGUCAGCCCCCCAGUGCAAAACUCGAAAUGAUGGUAGCUUGAACGACUGUGAGUAUCCUCUUCCUGGUGGCCUCAGGAUUGCACCAGGCUGGCCCUUGGCAGGAACUAAGCUAUAAAUUCUCCUAGGAAUAUUUUGCUUCAACAGGAUCACGUUGAGGUGUGUGUUUUGGUUUGUUUGUAUACUUCUCUUUUGGAUGAGGGUCUUGUUGCUGUGGCGAGAUGCUUGCAAGUCCUCUGGGGCCAGCUCCUCUUCUGUCCCAUAGAGUGGGACAUAGAGCUCCUGCUCUGUCCCGCAGAGCAGUGCUCCUUGAUGUGGCAGGGGGUGCACGUGGCUGUGAUGCAGCUGGGCAAGCCAAGUGGAUGGAGAUCUCACUUGGCACGUGUGGCAAGGCCGGCCCUCCUGUGCCUGAGCGUGCCUCUCUGAGUGACUCCUCCCCUGCCCCACUUGGAGACCACAGUUGAGUCCCGGAAUCAUCCCCAAGUCCCAUGUUUGGAAAUAGAAACUUCAUCUUGGAUAAUCUGUUAGUAUAAAGCAAAAAUAAGAAAAAAAAAAAUCAAGCUUUCAUGAAGAUAUCCAACUAGCUAGAGUUAGGACAGCUAACUCCUCUGCCCUUCCUCAAAUUUCUGUUGUAGAAACAAUAGUUUGGACUGCUUUUGUUUGCUGUCAUAGCAGUUCUGAAAUUAGGUAGUAGUUAAAUCUCUGGCAGUUUCUGGCCAGUCUCAGGCCCAAAGCAGAGAUGCUUUGGUGUGCUAAUGCCCGGCCACUUGGUCCAGUGUGGUAGUCUGUGGAAGAGACCAGGAAAAUGCACUAAUUCUAAAUAUAAUAGC
Molecule: messenger RNA, 3720 nt
Organism: Nothoprocta perdicaria
Lineage: Eukaryota; Metazoa; Chordata; Aves; Tinamiformes; Tinamidae
Gene: RUFY3
Product: RUN and FYVE domain containing 3
Exons: 14
Coding region: 310-1770 (486 amino acids)
Biological process (GO): regulation of axonogenesis
Cellular component (GO): cytoplasm
Molecular function (GO): metal ion binding
Source: RefSeq, a predicted model, not a curated record